CUCCAGCAGGAGGAGGUUUAGCACUGAGCUGAGAGAGCAGCUUUUGAGCACUGCCUUCCCUUGGCAAAGAGGAAGCCUCCUUUUACUAAACGGCGGCAUGAGAGGAAGCAAAGAAGCCAGCAUGAUGCCUCGCAGGGAAGAAGGAGAGAGGCUUGUCCCAGAGCCCUGGGCGCUACAGGAGAGAGCAUUUAAAAAGGUCCCCCGAAUCUGCUGCUGACACGAGCCAGUUUGAGUUCCCACGUUCAAUAAGGACUCGCUUUGGGCUUUUUUCAGACAAGAGCGGGAUGAGGAAUUAUUGGGAUGGGGGCAGGUGCCGUGAGGGGUGCGGGGUGCUCCGUCUGCAAGCCCCACCUCUUUAUUCUUCCAAAUUUUAACCAAAUCACGACCCUCCCAUAGCUUUUUUUUUUUUAAAAAAAAGCAUCCUCACAAAAGGUCCCCCGUCUGUAAUUCGAGCACUGGCAGAAAGGAUCGAAGGGCUGGACAACUCCCAUGAGAAUCCAAGGGAAGAGGAUGAUGGAGGCAGAGACCCAUAGGAAUAUUCAUAUGCACAACCUACGCUGUGUUUUCCAUAUGGUAAUCAGUAGCCCACAUUUUCUCACAAGACGAUUCUUGCAACUUCAAUGGGAUGGAACUCCAGAGAACGAGAUCCUAGCAUCCAGUAUGAUGGUCCGUUUGCCCUGAAAUCCAUUCAGCUAGGAAUACAGGAUACUUUAUAUCCCGGAAUACAGGAAAACCAACAAAGUGGAGUCAAGUACAUGCAGCAGCUUCAUGGGCUUGAAGGAUCACUUGAGGCAUGACCUAGGCCACCUCUAUGAGGACAGCACUGAGACUCAAAUAAGUGCCAUUGCACCUUGGUCAAUGGUAGAGAAGCCAACCAUGGAUAAAGUUAACUCUAGGAAGGAGGAUGCGAACAAGGAGACUUCUGAAGAAACUGGAAGCUCCAGUUGUGAUUCUGAAGAGAGCACAAAUUCCGAUAAUGAAUUGGAACGACCAGCUAUAAUUGGACCAGAAUCAUGCUUCUUACCUAAGACUCACAGACCACUGUGCAGGUCUCCUUGCUUAGAACCGCAUAUAUUAAAGCGCAAUGAAAUCUUGCAAGACCUUAAGCUGGAGGAAGCUCAGAUAGGGUCUAAAGAACUGAAGAAACCUCCUGACGUGGUGAAAGAGUAUCAAACCAAACUGGAGUUUGCACUUAAGUUAGGUUAUUCUGAGGAACAGGUUCAACUUGUCCUGAAUAAGCUGGGUACUGAUGCUUUAAUCAAUGAUAUAUUGGGAGAACUUGUCAAACUUGGAAAUAAAACUGAGACGGAUCAGAGUGUAAGUAACAUUAACGCUAGCAUAAUGCGAGAAGCAUCUUCUGUUGAGUCUCAGAGAUCUGACUCCCCGCUUCCGGAAGAUGUGCCCGUGGAUGGUGAUAACCUCAGACCUAUAGUUAUUGAUGGCAGCAAUGUGGCAAUGAGCCAUGGAAACAAAGAAGUAUUCUCUUGUCGGGGGAUCAAACUGGCGGUGGACUGGUUUUUGGAAAGAGGCCACAAAGAUGUCACGGUGUUUGUGCCAGCAUGGAGGAAGGAACAGUCCCGACCGGAUGCUCUCAUCACAGACCAAGAAAUCCUGCGUAAAUUAGAGAAAGAGAAAAUUUUGGUGUUCACCCCAUCCCGCCGUGUUCAGGGGAGAAGGGUGGUGUGCUAUGACGACAGGUUCAUAGUGAAGUUGGCCUUUGAGUCGGAUGGCAUAAUUGUGUCAAACGAUAACUACAGGGAUCUUGCAAAUGAAAAGCCAGAAUGGAAGAAGUUCAUUGAUGAACGGCUGCUGAUGUAUUCAUUUGUCAAUGACAAAUUUAUGCCUCCUGAUGACCCCCUUGGCCGCCAUGGCCCAAGCCUGGAUAAUUUUCUGAGGAAGAAACCUAUUGUACCAGAACAUAAGAAGCAACCAUGUCCAUAUGGGAAGAAAUGCACUUAUGGACACAAAUGCAAAUACUACCACCCGGAAAGAGGAAAUCAGCCUCAGAGGUCAGUAGCGGACGAGCUUCGCGCCAUGUCCAGGAGCACAGCUGCCAAAGCUGCUAGCGAAGGAGGUCUGGUGAAGAGCAACAGCGUCCCUUGCAGCACUAAGAUAGAUAGUACUUCGGAUCUCAAGCGAGCCACUCCAAAGAGGCAGUCGGAUCCUAGCAUAAGGACUCAGGUCUACCAAGACUUGGAGGAAAAGCUUCCCACCAAAAACAAGUUGGAAACCAGGUCUGUACCUUCCCUAGUUAGUAUCCCAAACUCUGCUGCUGCAAAACCCCAAAGUACUGCACCUUUGAGCAACGGCCUUCCCUCCGGAGUUCAUUUCUCACCUCAGGAUCAAAGAGCGCAGGGGCCGUAUCCUCCAGUGUUGAUGGCAACCAAAAACCACGGAACGCCAAUGCCUUACGAGCAGUAUCCCAAAUGUGACUCCCCUGUGGACGCCGGCUACUACUCCAUGCUGAACGCAUACUCCAACCUAAGCAUCUCUGGCCCGCGAAGUCCCGAAAGGCGUUUCUCUUUGGACACCGACUACAGGAUUAGCUCGGUAGCUUCCGACUGCAGCAGCGAAGGGAGCACCAGCUGCGGCAGUAGCGAUUCCUACAUGGGCUACAGCGACCGGUCCUACGUCAGCUCUCCCGACCCCCAGCUGGAAGAGAACUUGAAGUGCCAGCACAUGCACCCCCAUGGCCACCUGAGCUCGCAGCCCUUCCUGCAGGGCUACCACGAGACACUGACCAGGGUGCAGAGCUACAGUCACGAAGAACCAAAGCACCACCACAAAUCUCCGCUUCCCUACAUGGCGGUCCACCUCCAGCAUCCCGCCGUCGGCGCUCGGUCCAGUUGCCCCGGCGAUUACCCGGCUCCCCAGAGCUCGCCCCGCUCCAAGGGCAGGCACCUGGGGAGAGCCCUCGUGUCCACCCGAGUAGACAGCAUAUCGGACUCGCGUCUGUACGAUAAUUCCCCGAUGAGGCAACGGAAAACGUACUCCGGCCAGGACGGACUCGGCAGCUGGGACAGGCAAGGCUACGGGGUUGACGCCUACGGCUACCGCCAAACUUACUCCUUGCCCACCAACCCCAGCCAGCCGUGUUAUGAGCAGUUUGCCUUCCAAAGCUUACCUGAGCAGCAGGAUCAGCCUUGGCGGAUCCCUUAUUGUGGGAUCCCCCCGGACCCGCCGCGGUACCAGGAUAACCGAGAGAAGGUCUACAUCAACCUGUGCAACAUUUUCCCUCCCGAUCUUGUGAGGAUCGUCAUGAAAAGGAACCCUCACAUGACGGACGCUCAGCAACUCGCUGCCGCCAUUUUGGUGGAGAAAUCUCAGCUCGGUUAUUGAGGACAUGAGGAUGAUGCAUCUUUGCGGUGUCUUAAUAGUUCCGUUUCAGCUGUAACGCUGAGGGAGGUUUGCUACAAUAGCAUGUGUGAUCUCCUUCUCAGCAAGGAGGUUAUAUAGUAAUCCAUUUAUGUGAAAUAACUGUGCCAUGGAAUCUGUAUGUGCAACCCCGUGCAUUGGAAAUGACAGGUUUUAAUUUAAAUUCUCACUUGGAUUUUAUUUUUUAUUUUUGAAGGAUAUUUCAUGACUGGAUAUGAAUCUUUCCAGUUUAAUAUAUUAUUAUAUCUGUGGUCUCUUAAUACGUUUCUUUGGUGCAUCGGGGGGUUUUAUAUGCAGCACUUUUUAUAACGUCGUUACGUGUUUAUUAAAUUAAUGGGUGUUUUUGUCCUUCAGAGUGCAAAAAAAGUUUUCUUAAAAAAAAAAAAAGCUGCAGAAAACUAAAGAGGAUUUUAUGCACCCAGCAAAUGGUUUUCCCCCCAAGCUAAGCUUAUUAUGAACUUUUUAAAAAUUGCAAUUAAGUUAUUUUAUUGUGUGAUCUUUUUGCUAUAAUCAUUUUAUUUAUAGAAAACAAAGGUCUUUUACAGCACUGACUAUUUUUUUAAACAAUGUUUUGAGUUACCAGUUUUAAUGUUGAAAUGGGUAACAGUGUAUUAUUAGUACUUUAUAGUAUGGCACUUUUUUGUUGGUUUUUGGUUUUAAGUGACAUUAUUUGUUUAUCACUGUUAAUUUUUGGUGCACGCAAAAGCAAUCACUGAUGGAGAAAUCUGCCAUGAUUAAUUUAUUAUGUAGAAGGCAAAAGCCUUAGAUGCAGAUUUUGAAGAUGUUGCGCUCAUCCGACUCACACUGUCUAGAAUUAGGCUACCAAUAUAUCAGUUUAGGCAACUUAUCCAAACUUUCAUGAGUCAGAAACUGAGAUUUGUUUUUGUCGUGUCUCUUGCUCCUCUAAUUAAUACGCAGGUAUACUGGACAAAAUGUGUGGGUUUUUUUCAUACCUGUUUUUAAAUGAAACUAAUUGUUCUCAAUGCAAUUUUUUUUGUAUAUAAGAUACUGUGUAUUUUUCAUGCUAUUUAUCAAGGCUGGCCUGAGAAGGUUUUAUGUUGUGUUGACGAUAUGCAACAUUUUUUUAUAAACUGCACUAUAGUAUAAUAUAGCAUUGUAACUGAGAACAGUCCAUCCUUUUUGUAAAAUACUGUAGAUGUUCUCAAAGUUAGUUUGUCUGGCCUGCUGUAUUGUGCAGGCAUGGCUCUUUCUGCAAACAACAUAGAUUUAGAAGCAGACAGAACCGUCUCUUCUAGUAUUAGUAAGGGAGAUUUCUGGUUUUUAAGUCGUGGGUUCUGCUAGCUCUUCUAAAAUGUAAUCUUGCAUAGAUAGAAUAGUACUAGAUCUUGCAGGCAGUAACUUAUACAUAGUGAGCGUAAUCUUACACACUAGGAUUCCCUGCAGAGUGACCUAAUGUGAUGUUUCCCUAGUUGAGCCUUCAGCAACCUGGCUCCUUCCAGAUGUUUUGUACUUCCAGCCCCGGCCAGCCCGUCCAAAGCAUCUGCAAGGCACCAUCUUUGCAAAGGCUGCUCUAGUUUAUCAUCUUAUUUCUGAUAAACCAGGUGCACAGCUGCAACUUGAAGACCCUGUAGAACCAGAAAGUUACCUUUUACUGUUGAUACAAAUUGUAUCUUUAACUAUGAUAAUUAUUUUGAUUUAUAGAUCUAACUUUAAAAAAAAAGGAAAAGGAAAAACCACGCACAAAUGUGUAAAGAUGAUUUUAGACUUUGGGCAACAUUUUAUUCCUUAUUUAAAUGAGAGGGAAAACCCCUGUAGAUUUCAAAUCCUAAACAGUCAUAUAGGCAAUUAGUUGGGUUCUUAUUGUAAACAAUAUUCUCUCUCCCCCACCCACCUAUUUAAAUAUACCUCCUCUUCUUUUUCUUUUUCUUCUUCUUCUUCUUCUUCUUCUUCUUCUUCUUCUUCUUCUUCUUCUUCUUCUUCUUUGUCUUCUCCUUCUUCUCUUAAACCACGUUGAAUGAGAUCAUAUAUAAAAAAUAAUGAUAAAAUGCUGCCUGAAAAGAAUAUCCAAGCACCUUUUGAAUAGGAAAACAUUUUUCACUACUCGUGCAACACCGUGUGUUGCGAGAAGUAGGAUUUUGGUAUACAGUAAAUGCUCCUGCAAAGCAUUGUGCUUAUAGAUGUAUCCAAUAAUCUGAACCAUGUUCAGCUACUUUAAUUCAGGAACUGUUCUUCUACACAGCUUUCACUGUUGACUAGUGAGACAGGAUCUCAGUUCUGUCAAUUCAGCUGCCCUCCUCUGGGUACUGUCUUAACACUCCCUCUGUCUCCCCUUGGGGAGAACUUCUUGCCCUGUCUGUUUUCUUUCUUCUCGGCUUCACUGUUUCUUGUCUAUACGGAAUGUGUUUUAAAUGGAGAAGGUUGUACGCUGCAUACUUCUUCCUGCGUAAGCCCUCCAUUAAACGAAUGUGGUUUGCAUCAAAGCAGGUCUCGUUCAUCACGGUUGGCUUCCGGUAGACAGUUUCCACAUGCAAUUUGUGUGUUGUUUAUAGCUUAUACUGUAACCUUGAACUUGUAUUGACUUUCUAUAUUCCUUCUGAAGUAUCGGUGGAUUCCUGACCCAGUGUCUACAGAAUGCAGAACUCCUGUCUUCUGGAAUGGCACCAUUUCGUAUUUAUUGUUGGCCGGCUUACCGUAUUUUACAUGUUUAUGUCUGACUGCGGCGUGGAGCCUGAUCCUGCACUGUAUACUACAAUGUGAAGUGAGCGUCUUCCGUGAAUGUGUGAUGCAGCUUGUGACUUUUGCUGGGCUGAAGAUCCCAGAACUCCUGGAAGCUCUGUUUCAGCAUCUUCCUUCAGUGUUGAUAUCUGGUCUUUUGUUAUUGUGGCCUUCCUUGGGCUCCAUUAAAAGCUGGUGUAAAAAACAAAAA
This is a messenger RNA of Podarcis raffonei (Aeolian wall lizard), 6262 nucleotides long. RefSeq names its product zinc finger CCCH-type containing 12C (gene ZC3H12C). The transcript is spliced from 7 exons. Gene Ontology annotation, cellular component: nucleus; cytoplasmic ribonucleoprotein granule. Gene Ontology annotation, molecular function: metal ion binding; mRNA binding; RNA endonuclease activity. Bases 769 to 3339 code for a protein of 856 amino acids. Lineage: Eukaryota; Metazoa; Chordata; Lepidosauria; Squamata; Lacertidae. The record is from RefSeq and is a predicted model, not a curated record.